AUGAUGAAGAUCGGAGCGCGAGGGGCACGGGCGUGGGUGGAGGCAUAUGUCUUGCAUGGGCGUGAUAUCCCCAUCCUGGAUGACACCCUUCGCGUUGUGACGGGGAAAGAGAAAGGGGGCCGAUGUCCUAAGCCACAGGACCGGAAUGAGCUGACAUGCAACGAGGAGCAAGAAGACCAAUGUUCGUCGGAUGGGGAUUGUUCGGGUGAUGGCAAAUGCUGCUUCACCGGCUGUGCUCGCAUAUGCAUCCAUCCCCUCUAUACAGGUAAUUCCAUCGCCCAUGUACUAUCCAGACGAGUCUCCAGACCUAGCCUGAUGGCCCUAACCCAGGAACGACGAGAUGAGAUAAGAGGCCGACUGGGAGGGGCGGAGUGCGACUGA
Messenger RNA from Darwinula stevensoni, 381 nucleotides. NCBI's taxonomy places the organism in Eukaryota, Metazoa, Arthropoda, Ostracoda, Podocopida, Darwinulidae. The record is from the annotation of a GenBank genome assembly.